UUUCUUAUUCUAGGCCUUACGAGUCAACCUUGAUGUGAGGAACCAACAGGAGGGGGUGUCUGUGCUCGGAGGAGGGAAGCAGUUCCGAUUUCAAACAAAAACAAGAAGACUGAAGAGAGAGUGGGUUAGACUUCUUGAACCAGGAAUUCCUCACAAAAAAGUCGAAGAAAAAAAAUCACAACCGAGAAUAUGCCCAGGUCGAAUCGGCAAAGGGAAUACAAGCCUGGCGAUCUCGUGUUUGCAAAAAUGAAGGGCUAUCCACACUGGCCGGCGAGGAUCGAUGAACUCCCAGAAGGUGCGGUUAAGUCUCCCUCCAACAAGUACCAGGUGUUCUUCUUCGGGACCCAUGAGACGGCGUUCCUGGGCCCCAAGGACCUGUUCCCGUACGAGGAGUGCAAGGAGAAGUUCGGGAAGCCCACCAAGAGGAAAGGCUUCAGCGACGGGCUGUGGGAGAUCGAGAACAAUCCCACAGUGAAGGCCGCGGGACACGAGCCUGAGAAGAAAGAGGCCCCAGCGAAGGGGGCGGGGGCAGGCGAGGCGGCGGCCGGGCCGGGGGCGAGGGGGGGGGACGCCGAGGGCAGCAGCGACGAGGGCGAGGGAAACCUGGUCAUCGACGAGAAGAACGAGAAGGGAGCCGCCAAGCGGAAGGCCGAGGACUCGCUGGAGGCUUCUCCAAAACGGCCCAAGGAUGCUGAGGGGGAGGGAGAAACGAAAGCUGACGGCAAGAAAUCCGACGCCGAGGGGCCUGGCGGAGACCGCGCCGAGCUAAAGGCCAAUGACAGCGCAGGGGCGGGGCCCCCGGUUGCCCCGCCCACCGCCACAGCUCCACCCCCUGCUGUCGCUCCACCCAGCGAAUUGAAGCCAGGGAGCCAGGCUAACCCGGCGACUGAGGGCCAAUUAACGGCGGAGAAGGCUUUGACAGACAGCGCUUAACGCCCUGAGAAGCUUGGAGGCCCCGCCCCCUGGCCCCACCCCCCAUCCCAGAACUACAGAUCGUUUUUGGAGACAGAAAAAAUUUGCAGAAUUUCUAGGUUUUUCUGCAGUUAAAGUAAUGGAGACAUUUUUUUGUUGUUGCAAGAACUUAAAUAUUAUGAAAGAAAAUACAAAGCUCAUAUGCCAGUAUUGGAUGUUGUUCAUCUGGGAUCCAAUUAAGCUGAGUUGCAGAGACCAGAUAUAAUACAGUAUAGACAAAAGUUUUAGCCUUGGGGGGAAAGGGUUGUUUUUUUAAGUGCAAUUACAAAGUCUGGCCACUAGGUGAUAAUGAAAGAUUAAGUUAAAUAUGAAACACGCUUGGUUCUCUUUUCAGAUGUUAAUUUGAAAGAAUAAAACUUCAGUAUUUCAGAUACAGAAUUAGCAAUGUUAAUCCAUUUGAAGAGGAAAAUAAUCACUCUGUUACAUACUCGAUUUGAAUCUGUCUUUAGUUUCAGUUUGUUAGUUUGAUACACGUUUGCUAAUCGCUGUAUGUAUGUUGUGCUUCAUAAGAAAGAAAACAUGAACAAGCCUGCAAUAGCAUUCUGGGAUUCAAGAUGUAUACAUAUUAUCUUAAUUUUAUUCCCUUUCUGACCUAACUUGGGUUGAAAUAAUUAGUUUUCUUACGGAUGAUGUUCUGCACAGUGUUUUAAUUGUUUUGCUUUAACUGUGCAUCGCUUUAUAUAUACACCAGUCAGACUGCGUGGUUGAUAUUAAGAUAAGUGGCAUGCUAGAGCUGACCAAAUGUUUUAAGAUAUGUCACCAAAUGACAAUUAGCUCCCACUGUGCUAUUGAAUGUUCCUGGAGAAUUGAUCUACUAUUUUUAUUGAGUUCAUUGAUAUUUAAGAUGUUUAACCCAGCUGCCCAAUUUAUUUGAAUUUUAUUUUUUUUCAUUAAACCAACUCAAACUUAUGGGAAAUCGGUAACAUAAUUGGAUUCGGUCAAACGGCAUGAGUAACUUGCUAAAACGCAAGCUAAAACAUUCCUAGAUGUUGCCUUUAAGGUUUCCGAGUUGCCUCACAGGUACCAAUUUAAAGUUUUAUGGUGCAGCAAAAUUAUAGCCAAGCUUCAAAAGACAAUUUAAAAAAAGAUUUUAUGGGGAUGUACAGUUACUGGUCCCAUGGUUUUUUGUUUUUUUUUUGGGUGUAGUGUGGUGCCAUUGAGGCCCAUUCAUAACUUUUGUCACUGAUACUUGAGGUUUUACAAGAGACUUUAUCCGUACAAAAUCCCUGGCAAAGAAGCUGAAUUCACCGAGGGCUCCCUCACUGUUGACUAACGUGUUUUCCUGUUCUUUGUAGACUUCACCAUUUUAAAAGUGCUCUGAAGUGAACCUGCACUAAGCUUUGGGGAUGAAGUGAUCCCGAUUUGUAACUGAAAGAUAGAUAACAACAAAACCAAAGCUGUUAUCCUGUUUUAUUUAAUUUUUUUUUCUUCAGCGUAUUAAACAUAAGAAGGUAACAAAAAUCGAAUCGAAGUGUCUUAAAUGUUUAUGUAUUCUCAGUAUGAGAAGUGUUACCCCCUGGUUGGGUCAGGUUGUCUUAUUGUUGUGACUGGAGAACUAAAUUUAUUUGUUGUUUUUUUGUUUUUUUUUCUGUUAAAAAAAGUUUCCCUUAUGUAACAUGCACUUAUCGUUGCUUUAAAUUAUGCGAUUAUGUUAUGUUGGGAGCCCCUGAUCUCCUCCCUGGAUGUUGCCUGGAGUGUACUGACCUGUGCCUAGCCCGUUUGAAAACAUGUUUGAUCGAGGCUUUCAUUCAACUUGAUUUCAACACCGUUUUCCCUUUCACCCACCCCCCCCCCCCCCCAAAUCAAACUCAUCCUUUGUAAUACUGACUGAGUGCAUGACUUCUGAGGCCCCCCCUUUCUGAAACAUACUGAGACAUGUAAUGCUUUUUUUGUGUUGUAGCCUGAUCAUUCAUCAUGACCCCGCCUCCUCACCCCCACGCUAUCCCAUCAUCACAUCACAUCUUUCUAGUCAAGUCUCUUUUUAGAGUAGUUGGUUGGGAAAUUCAGACAUAAAACACCUUUUUUUUUUUUCUUCUCUUUUAUGCAGAUUGAUACUCAGCUAUGUUCUAAGCCUAGUUCUGCUGUAGCCUUCAGUUCAUUUGGUUAAAACAAUAAACAAGUUGAUUAUUAAAAA
Messenger RNA from Anguilla rostrata (American eel), 3106 nucleotides. Its product is annotated as hepatoma-derived growth factor-like. The record is from RefSeq and is a predicted model, not a curated record. Lineage: Eukaryota; Metazoa; Chordata; Actinopteri; Anguilliformes; Anguillidae. The transcript has 7 exons. The coding region runs from base 190 to 933 and encodes 247 amino acids.